Tarenaya hassleriana is the source of this 2180-nucleotide messenger RNA. Its product is annotated as cyclic nucleotide-gated ion channel 2-like. Gene Ontology annotation, molecular function: monoatomic ion channel activity. Bases 58 to 2091 code for a protein of 677 amino acids. Gene Ontology annotation, cellular component: membrane. The record is from RefSeq and is a predicted model, not a curated record. Gene Ontology annotation, biological process: transmembrane transport; monoatomic ion transport. The transcript is spliced from 8 exons. Lineage: Eukaryota; Viridiplantae; Streptophyta; Magnoliopsida; Brassicales; Cleomaceae.
ACUUGCAAAUACUCUCUCUCUCUCCCUCCCUCCCAUGGUGGUUCCUCUCUCUCGAUCAUGACCUCUCAGCCCAGCGUAUUCUUCAGGUGGUUCAGAGUGUUUGCUCGGAAAUUCCGAUGGGAAACGACAGCGCCGGUUAAAUCACCGGAGACGCCAGUGCUGAGCUCCGUCGAGUGCUACGCGUGCACACGGCCCGGAGUACCGGCGUUCCACUCGACCAGCUGCGACCACCCACAAGCGCUGGAGUGGCGAGCCUCCGCUGGAUCCUCCCUAGUACCGAUCCAACACGGACCCGACCCGAAACCGGUCCGGGCCCAGAAAAAGCGUCCGUUGGGCCCAUUCGGAGUCGUCCUCGACCCGAGGACGAAGCGAGUGCGGAAGUGGAACCGAACGCUCCUAUUGGCUCGUGGGAUUGCCUUGGCGGUGGACCCGUUCUUCUUCUACUCGCUCUGUGUCGACCGUACCGCCGGACCGCCGAACCUCUACAUGGACCGUGCGUUAUUGGAAGUGGUGACGGUGCUCCGCUUUUGCGUCGACGCUUUCCACCUCUGGCACGUGUGGCUCCAGUUCAGGUCGGCUUACAUCUCGAGGGAGUCACUCGUCGUCGGCAACGGCAUGCUCGUGUGGGACCCACGCGCCAUCGCCUGCCACUACGCGCGUUCGCUCAGUGGCUUCUGGUUCGACCUCCUCGUCAUUCUCCCCGCCCCUCAGGCAAUGUUUUGGUUAAUAAUUCCGAAGCUGAUAAGAGAAGAGAAGAUUAAAUGGAUGAUGGAGAUCCUUCUGUUGAUAUUCUUGUUCCAGUAUGUCCCCAAGAUUUACCACUUCAUGCACAUGAUUAGAAGGAUUCAAAAGGCCCCCGGCUACAUUUUCGGGACAAUUUGGUUCGGUUUGGCCCUCAAUUUCAUCGUCUACUACAUCGCCUCUCAUGUGAUAGGGGCAUGCUGGUAUGCUCUGGCGGUACAGAGAGUUGAUUCAUGCAUAAGGCAACAAUGCAUAGGGGGUGUGAAUUCAUCUUGCAUAGAAGAUGUGUGCUUGAACCCUGACGGACCCUUCCUUUAUGGAAUCUAUCGGGAAGCACUUCCUGUCAUCACCACCGACUCUCUUGCCUUCAGGCUCCUUUGCCCCAUGUCCUGGGGUUUUCUUAUUCUAAGCACUGUGGGGAACGUUCUUACUCCCUCAAGCAACUUGCCCGAGGUUAUAUUUUGCAUACUUUUGAUGGUUUGCGGUUUGCUUCUCUUUACUCUAAUGGUCGCAAACAUUCAGGUGUUUCUGCAUGCGGUGAUGGUAAAGAAGAAGAAGGUGCAGUUAAGGAGCCAGGACUUGGAAUGGUGGAUGAGUCGGAGGCAGUUGCCUUCACGGUUAAGACGGAGAGUUCGACGGUUUGAGCGGCAGAGAUGUACUGCCUUGGCUGGAGAGGAAGAGAUGAAUCUUAUCCAAGACUUGCCUCAGGGCCUCCGCCGUGACAUCAAACGUUAUCUUUGCAUCGAUCUCAUUAACAAGGUACCGUUGUUCAGCGGCAUGAACGAGCUGAUCCUCGAUAACAUCGUUGAUCGGGUUAGGCCCCUAAUCUUCUCCAAAGACGAAAAGAUCAUACGAGAAGGCGAUCCGGUGCAGAGAAUGAUGUUCAUAGUCCGAGGGCGAGCGAAACGUAGCCAGAACGUAAGCAAAGGCGUGGUUGCAACCAGCACGCUCGAAUCAGGCGGAUACCUAGGCGACGAGCUCCUUUCAUGGUGCCUCCGGAAACCAUUCCUCGACCGCCUUCCCCCCUCGUCCGCCACAUUCGAGUGCACCGACAGCGUCGAAGCCUUCGGCCUCGAGUCCAACGACCUCAGGUACAUUACCAGACAUUUCCGAUAUGAUUUCAGUAAUGAGCGGCUCAAACGGACGGCCAGGUACUACUCGUCGAACUGGAGAACGUGGGGCGCCAUGAUUAUCCAGCUCGCGUGGCGGCGGUACUUGAAGAGGACUGGCCGUGACAGUGGCGAUCGUACGAUGGUUUCUUGGCCGGAAAAUUGCGGAGACAGUGAUCGGAAGCUACUCCAGUACGCUGCUAUGUUCAUAUCGAUCCGACCGCAUGAUCAUCUCCAAUGAAGACAAGGGGUCAUGUUUCUGUCCUGUUGUUGUUAUAUCUUCUAUUUAUUUCUUGUAUAAACAUUCUAUUGGUUGGGGGUCAUUUUUUA